CUCUUUCUAUCCGCUGACAGGCGCAUUUCCAGACGGAGCUGCGGGAACCCAUUGUCGCGUCUGCUCAGGCCAGUGCGUGGUGCUAAGUUGCGACAUCGUCCCGCAGUUGGAACUUACAUCAUUCGUCUGCAGCCCCGCUCGCCUAUCACUCGCGAUCUCCCGUUCCUUGCCUGGCCUCGAGUUCUCUUGUGGGGGCGCGAUCCGGCCAUCAUCACUAUCAUCAGCAUCAUCAGCGCCCUUCCUUCCUCCUGUGACCCGUCCCCUCGCCUCGCCUCCCCCUGCUGGCCUUUGAGGGUCGAUCAGUUCGACCCACUCAUUUCUCGGGCGUUGCACGGGACGAGCGUCGGGCGUCGGGCGUCUAUGCUCUUCCUCGCACUACAGCCUCGGCCGAGCUCUCUGCACGGGCUGGCAAAGGCGUGAUCCGACGCUGGUUUCCUCCGUGUGUCCGGCAUUCGGAGCGUCGGGCUCGUUGCGCUCCGAGGAGAGACGAUGGCUCGCGUCUGGGGAUCGUUCGAGUCGACGAUUAUGGUGCUGAUUCUGGCGUUCUUCGCGGGGGCCCUCGUCCCGGCUGUGAAUGCCCAAGCGCCAGCUCCGGGUCCUGCUCCUGGCCCGAGUUCCGACAGUCACGCUAUCGACCAGGGCAUCGCUUACGUCCUGAUGUUUCUGGCGUUGGUCUUGACUUACCUCAUUCAUCCUCUGGAUGCGUUUCCCAGCUUCUUUUGAGGCUCAUUGUCGAGGAAUGCCGCGAUUCGACGAGGACUUGCGAUUGUAUUUUUUCUCUGCAGAAGGAGUGGGGAGUACUCAGGGGAGUGAUGCCAGCAACGGUUGUUGAGAGAAAUCUUGUGUGUGCUACUUCUAGCGGAGCGCAAGAGGAGGAGUGUGACGAGCUUUACUGAACCGCAUGCUGUACGAUACACAGCGGCUGUGGACCUCUGUACCCGAAUUUUUUGUUCUUUGACGCACGUGCAUUGUAAACUUUCUUUAUUCUCUAUCAGUUUUCAGACUUCUGAGAGAAGCGAGGCUGUUCGAAGUUUAAAUCCUUUGUACCUCCAAUCGGAAUAUCUGAGGCCCAGGUCCGCCUGAAUUUUGUUUUGAUCUGCAUACCGUAGGUCGGUACAGAUGUUUCUCAGCCGUGUAAUGCGGGCAAGAACCCUAUUUGACGCAAGGAAUACUGAAAUUGAAAGGUGCUGGCUUUUUUCCACCU
Molecule: messenger RNA, 1204 nt
Organism: Marchantia polymorpha subsp. ruderalis
Lineage: Eukaryota; Viridiplantae; Streptophyta; Marchantiopsida; Marchantiales; Marchantiaceae
Source: the annotation of a GenBank genome assembly